Molecule: messenger RNA, 317 nt
Organism: Lecanosticta acicola
Lineage: Eukaryota; Fungi; Ascomycota; Dothideomycetes; Mycosphaerellales; Mycosphaerellaceae
Source: the annotation of a GenBank genome assembly
AUGGCAAACACUCGCGCAAACAAUCUCCCCUUCAACAAGAGCAUCGCCGCCGGCGAGGCGGCACAGCGCCGUCGCGGCCGGCAAACACCGCUCACCGCCGUCUUCUCCGGCCAAGGGCCGGAGUUUGCUGAGGGUAAGAGACUAGACCCCUGUUCGACCACCAAGGGGAUAGAAUGCUAAUGAGAGGUGCAGAAAUGAGAGAGUUCUACGGAGAGAGGGAGGGGGAGGAAGAGGAGGAGGGGAAGGGGGAGAACUGGGUGAAGAGGUGGAUGAGGAAGGUGAGGGGGACGUGGUGCCGCUGGACGGCAUCACGAUAG